CAACAACAGCAACAACAGCAACAACAACAACAACAAGAACAAGAACAACAACAACAACAACAAAAUCAACAACAACAACAACAAAAUCAACAAUUACAACAACAACUACAACAACUACAACAACAACAAAAUCAACAAUUACAACAACAACUACAACAACUACAACAACAACAAAAUCAACAACAACAACAAUUACAACAACAACAACAACUACUACAACAACAACAAGAACAACUACAACAAGAACAACAAGAACGACAACAACUAGAACAACAACUACAACGACAAUUACAACAGCACCAACACGAAUUAUCCCAAAUCUAUUAUGUUGUUGUUG
Entrophospora candida is the source of this 337-nucleotide messenger RNA. Lineage: Eukaryota; Fungi; Glomeromycota; Glomeromycetes; Entrophosporales; Entrophosporaceae. The record is from the annotation of a GenBank genome assembly.